GUGGAUAAAGUUCGAGGAGAAGGUGGAGGAUGGCGGGGGGCGCUGGAGUGUGCCCCACAUCCCAGCCCUCUCCCUGCACAGCCUCUUCCAGCUGAGGACGUGCCUGCAGAAGGGGACGAUGCUCCUCGAUCUGGAUGCCUCCAGUUUCAAGGAAAUAAUCGACAAGCUGGUUUCUGGGCAGCCUGAGGAAGCAGAGCUGCAGCCAGAGCUGAGGGAGCGCCUGGCAGCCCUUCUACUCCGCCAGCCACGGCACCAGCCCACCAUGCACCAGUUAUUUGCUUGCACACCUAUUUUGCCGCUUGCUCCCUUUGCAGGGAAGGCCAAAAGCUGGUCUAAGCCCAGAGCCCAGCUCUCUGAAACGCCUCUUAAGGAGCAGCUGAGAAACCGUUUUAAGAAGAAGGUCCCACCAGGGGCCGAAGUCGCCCAUGUUGCCGUCGGUGAAGUUGAGUUCCUGGAGAAGCCCUUCAUCACCUUCAUCCGCCUCAGGCGAGGGGUAGCCCUUGGCUCGCUGGCCGAAGUCGCUCUCCCCAGCAGGUUCCUCUUUAUUCUGCUGGGUCCCCGAGAAAAAGUGAAAGCCUACCAUGAGGUUGGCAGGGCCAUGGCCACGCUGCUGACGGAUGAGCUCUUCCAAAGGGUUGCUCGGCAGGCUGAGCACCGAGAGGACCUCAUCGCAGGGAUGGAGGCGUUCCUGGAUGAGCUGACUGUGCUUCCUCCUGGGAAAUGGGACCCCAGUGCCAGAAUUCCUCCACCAAGCUGUCUGCCAUCUCCUCACAGGAGGACCACUGUGCACCCACCAGAUCGGCAGUCCCACGGCAAUGGGGACAUGGCAGCAGCUGGGGACAGAGCCAUUCUAGGGCACCUGCACUCCAGGGAGGAGCUGGAGAGGACAGGCAGGCUUUUUGGAGGGCUGCUGCGAGACAUUCGGAGGAAGGCACCGUGGUACGGCAGCGACUUCUCCGACGCCCUGCACCCCCAGUGCCUCUCGGCAGUGCUCUACAUCUACCUGGUGACGGUCACCAAUGCCAUCACCUUCGGGGGCAUGCUGGGGGAAGCGACUGACAACAUGCAGGGGGUGCUGGAGAGCUUCUUGGGCACGGCCUUUGCUGGCUCCAUCUUCUGCCUCUUUUCUGGCCAGCCUCUCACCAUCCUGAGCAGCACCGGCCCCGUGCUGGUCUUCGAGCGCCUCCUCUUCUCCUUCAGCCAGGACCACAGCCUGGACUACCUGGAGUUUCGCCUCUGGAUUGGGCUCUGGGUGGCCUUUUUUGGCUUGGUUUUGGUAGCCACUGAGGCCAGCCACCUGGUGCAGCACUUCACCCGCUUCACUGAGGAAGGCUUCUGCGCCCUCAUCAGCUUGAUAUUCAUCUAUGACUCCCUGAAGAAGAUGCUGAGCCUGGCUGAUGCCUUCCCCAUCAACUGGCAGUACAGGCUGGACAAUGUCACCUCCUACAACUGCAUCUGCAACUUGUCCAGCCUUGGUCACAGCUCUGCAGGGAAUGACACACCACUGCCCUUGCCCCUGGCUACCCAGCAGCCUCCCACUGCCCUGGCUGAGCUGAGCAGGACCCAGUGCCUGGGUCGAGGUGGGUACCUCCUGGGGACCAGCUGCCAGUAUGUGCCCGAUAUCACCCUCAUCUCCUUCCUGCUCUUCGGGGGCACCUUCCUCUCCUGCACCAUGCUCAAGUGCUUCAGGAGCAGCCGCUACUUCAGCAUCCUUCUGCGGAAGCUGGUGAGCGAUUUCGCCAUCAUCCUGGCCAUCCUCGCCUCCUGCGCUGUUGAUGCCACCCUGGGCCUGGAGACCCCUAAGCUCCUUGUCCCCAGCGAGCUGAAGCCCACGAACCCAGCACGGGGCUGGAUCAUCUUCCCCUUCGGAGCCAACCCGUGGUGGGUCUGCCUGGUGUCUGUGGUGCCCGCUGUCCUUGUCACCAUCCUCAUUUUUAUGGACCAGCAGAUCACAGCCGUCAUCCUUAACCGCAGGGAGUACAAGCUGCAGAAAGGAGCUGGCUUUCACCUGGACCUCCUCUGUGUCUCCCUCCUGAUGGUCACCAACUCCAUCACCGGCCUCCCCUGGUAUGUCUCAGCCACUGUCAUCUCCCUGGCGCACAUGGAGAGCCUGAGGAAGGAGAGCGCAACCUCAGUCCCUGGCGAGCACCCUGAGUUCCUGGGCAUCAGGGAGCAGAGGCUGACUGGCCUGGCUGUCUUCGUCCUCACAGGGUUCUCCAUCUUCAUGGCACCCAUUCUCAAGGUAGGGAGCCUGGCUGCUGGCUUUGGGCUCUUUUCCAAG
Molecule: messenger RNA, 2281 nt
Organism: Antrostomus carolinensis (chuck-will's-widow)
Lineage: Eukaryota; Metazoa; Chordata; Aves; Caprimulgiformes; Caprimulgidae
Product: electrogenic sodium bicarbonate cotransporter 1-like
Exons: 16
Biological process (GO): monoatomic anion transport; bicarbonate transport; transmembrane transport
Cellular component (GO): plasma membrane; basolateral plasma membrane
Molecular function (GO): solute:inorganic anion antiporter activity; monoatomic anion transmembrane transporter activity; sodium:bicarbonate symporter activity
Source: RefSeq, a predicted model, not a curated record